This is a messenger RNA of Populus nigra (black poplar), 1372 nucleotides long. Its product is annotated as homocysteine S-methyltransferase 3-like. Bases 169 to 1188 code for a protein of 339 amino acids. Gene Ontology annotation, biological process: S-methylmethionine cycle. Gene Ontology annotation, molecular function: S-adenosylmethionine-homocysteine S-methyltransferase activity; zinc ion binding. The record is from RefSeq and is a predicted model, not a curated record. Lineage: Eukaryota; Viridiplantae; Streptophyta; Magnoliopsida; Malpighiales; Salicaceae. The transcript has 7 exons.
ACUUUGACAGCUUCACUUCCACUUCUCUCUAUAAAAUGGUUGCAGGAAUUAGGAACGCAUUAACUUGGUGCUUCCAGUUUCUUCUGAGCAACCAAAGACGUGCUGGCAACUCGCCGUCCCUCGCUUAACCUCUUGUUUCUUCCGUCUUCAUCAUCAAUAAUUAACAACAUGGAACUGGGAAACGUUGAAAAUUCGUCGACGUCGACGUUGAUGACGGAUUUCCUCAAAAAAUGUGGUGGCUAUGCUGUUGUUGACGGCGGCUUAGCCACCGAGCUCGAAGGACAUGGUGCUGACCUUAAUGACCCUCUCUGGAGUGCCAAAUGCCUCAUCAGUUCUCCUCACCUCGUUAGAAGGGUUCACCUAGAUUAUCUUGAUGCUGGUGCAAAUAUCAUACUAUCAGCAUCUUAUCAGGCUACUAUUCAGGGUUUUGUGGCUAAAGGCUUGUCUGUAGAAGAAGCUGAAUCAUUGCUUAGGAGAAGUGUUGAAAUUGCCUGUGAGGCAAGGGAAAUUUACUAUGACAAAAGUACCAAAGGUUCUUGGGAUUACAUUGAAAGUGGAAAUAUCUCUAGACGUCCUGUUUUAGUUGCAGCUUCCAUUGGCAGCUAUGGUGCUUAUUUGGCUGAUGGUUCCGAGUAUAGUGGGAAAUAUGGCGAUGCAGUUUCUCUAGAAACACUAAAGGAUUUUCACAGGAGAAGGUUACAGGUUCUACUCAAAUCAGGUGCUGACCUGAUUGCAUUUGAGACAAUUCCAAAUAAGCUUGAGGCAAAGGCUUAUGCUGAGCUUCUAGAGGAGGAAGGGAUAAAUAUUCCAGCAUGGUUCUCUUUCAAUUCCAAGGAUGGAAUUAAUGUGGUCAGUGGUGAUUCUAUACUGGAGUGUGCCUCUAUUGCAGAUUCAUGCAAACAAGUUGUUGCUGUUGGAAUCAACUGUACCCCUCCUAGAUUUAUCCAUGGACUCGUUCUCUCCAUCCGAAAGGCAACAAGUAAGCCAAUAGUCAUAUAUCCAAACAGCGGCGAGACAUACAAUGCUGAGCUUAAGCAGUGGACGAAAUCAAGUGGAGUGGUAGAUGAAGACUUUGUUUCAUACAUAAACAAGUGGCGUGAAGCGGGGGCUUCUCUUUUCGGAGGAUGCUGCAGGACUACCCCAAAUACCAUCAGAGCUAUAGGCAGUGUGCUCUCCAAAAAUCCUUAAAACUUCUUCAGGUGCUAAAACUGAGAUGCGAUCUCGUGAAGAUUAAGAAACCGGGAAUGAGAAUCUGAAAGCAUCUUUGUUCACCAAAAGCCUUGGAACCCAAUGUUACACUUUCGUGGGUACAUGUAACACUGUCUUCUCUGUGUAUCUCAAUUAAAUAAAUAAAAUUUCCUCCUUUUCUUUC